CAACACUUCUAGCAAUUCUAGGGUGCCAACCCCAGUUCGCCAGCUGACGAGCCCUAUUGAUAAUCUGAUGAAUUUUCCAGAAAACAAAUUCUAUGAUAUCAUCUUCAGAUUCAAGUAAAAACUGGAAUAUUAUCAGCAAAACUAUAUGAUUUGGCUUCAAUAAACAUCAGCUUACAGCGGGAGGAUCUGCUUGCAUUUGUCUCAUCGUCCUGGAGCGGAAACUGGACACCGGGGCCUUCGGAGAUCCAUGGAGCAGGUCAUCUUUCACUUGGUACUGCCCUGAGUGGAAGAUCAACAGGUUCAGACCAAAUAUCAAUCACAACAAAAAAUGUUGUCUGCACACCUUCCGAAAACCAACAUCGUCAUCAAGGACGCUGAUAUUUCAUCGCAGCUCGGCAGAACGAAGAUUCACGACGAAAAUGAGGUUCCUACAAAAGAUUCUGUAUCAUUAAAGAAACCAAAGGUCUUGGGAGUGAGUCAGAAACAGAAUAUUAUGCAAACAAAUGGAACCACUGAGCCAAUCAAAAAAGCACCAACACACAAGAAAAAGUUGAACUUGUUCAAAAAAGAAGAUGAACCCCUCCUCCGUGAUAAUCCCAACCGCUUUGUGAUAUUCCCCAUCAAGUACCACGACAUUUGGCAGAUGUACAAGAAGGCAGAGGCUUCUUUCUGGACUGCUGAAGAGGUUGAUUUGUCCAAGGACCUUGUCCAUUGGGAGACGCUCAAGGAUGACGAGAGACAUUUCAUCUCGCAUGUUCUAGCUUUCUUCGCUGCAAGUGAUGGCAUUGUUAAUGAGAACUUGGUGGAACGAUUCACACAGGAAGUCCAGGUGACAGAAGCCAGGUGUUUCUAUGGUUUCCAGAUCGCCAUGGAGAACAUCCACAGUGAAAUGUACAGUCUACUCAUCGACACCUAUAUCAAAGAUGCAGCUGAAAGAGAUUUCCUGUUCAAUGCCAUUGAGACCAUGCCAUGUGUCAAGAAGAAGGCUGACUGGGCUUUGAGAUACAUGAAUGAUGAACUGGCAACGUAUGGUGAGAGAGUUGUGGCAUUUGCUUCAGUUGAAGGAAUCUUCUUCUCUGGAUCUUUUGCUGCUAUCUUCUGGCUGAAGAAGCGUGGGAUCAUGCCUGGUCUCACAUUCAGCAAUGAACUCAUCAGCCGUGAUGAGGGUCUCCACUGUGAUUUUGCCUGCCUGAUGUUCCGUCACUUAAACCAAAAGCCUUCCCAAGAAAGAGUCUAUGAAAUAGUCAAGGACGCAGUUUCAAUUGAGCAAGAAUUCCUCACACAGGCUUUGCCUGUUAACCUCAUCGGCAUGAACUGUGAUCUCAUGAAGCAAUACAUUGAAUUCGUAGCUGACAGACUUCUUGUUGAACUUCAGUGUGAAAAGGUGUACAACUCAGAAAAUCCCUUUGACUUUAUGGAACACAUUUCCCUGGAAGGAAAAACAAACUUUUUCGAAAAGCGAGUUGGAGAGUAUCAAAGAAUGGGUGUCAUGUCUGGAGGAUCAACUAACCACGAGUUCACAUUGGAUGCGGAUUUCUGAGCACUGGAAUCUCAGAUCUGUUCAUGAAUCAAGACAUUGUUCAUAAUCUCAACAUGGAGUGCAUCAACGACAAACUGAAUUCAGCAAAAGUUUUUUAAUAUUUUUUAUUCAUUGAUCAGAAAAACAUUUUUAAUGAGUUUUAAUUCAGCAAAAAUGUGAAAAAAUAACUUAUGUUUUUAAACUGCAUGUAUGUUUUAGUUGUUUUCUUGUAUUUAGUACAUUUUUUAAUGUAUAUUUGUUAAUAAAUAUUUAUAAACAUUU
This is a messenger RNA of Haliotis rubra (blacklip abalone), 1801 nucleotides long. Its product is annotated as ribonucleoside-diphosphate reductase small chain-like. The transcript is spliced from 11 exons. The coding region runs from base 329 to 1540 and encodes 403 amino acids. Gene Ontology annotation, cellular component: cytosol. Lineage: Eukaryota; Metazoa; Mollusca; Gastropoda; Lepetellida; Haliotidae. Gene Ontology annotation, biological process: deoxyribonucleotide biosynthetic process. The record is from RefSeq and is a predicted model, not a curated record. Gene Ontology annotation, molecular function: ribonucleoside-diphosphate reductase activity, thioredoxin disulfide as acceptor.